Arabis nemorensis is the source of this 633-nucleotide messenger RNA. The record is from the annotation of a GenBank genome assembly. NCBI's taxonomy places the organism in Eukaryota, Viridiplantae, Streptophyta, Magnoliopsida, Brassicales, Brassicaceae.
AUGGAAGAGCCAUAUGUCGAUAGUACAAGUUUACCCAUGCUGCAUCCUUUUCGGAGAAAUGGAGCUAAAUGGUUUAAACACCGCACUGAAGUACCAACUGGUGUGAGAAAGGCAAUCAAAGUUGUUUCAAAGGACCAUGGCGCUAUUGGAAAAAAGUGUCACCUUACUAUAAACAAACAUGGUUCUCUCUGUUUAAGAAAAAAAUUGAACUGGGAUGCUUCUAUCAAUUAUCAAGUUGAAGAAGCAAACAAUGAAGACUUCUCUUUCAUUAUAGUGAUGAAGAAAGUACAUCAGAAGCCUGAUGGAACUUAUCUCGAAUCUUCUGGCGAAGAGAAUGUGACAGCCGAAAAUCUCGACCAACGUGAGAAAAAUGAAAUCUAUCUCAAAGCUGCUGCUGGUUCAUCUAAACAAGGCCAUGUCUUUGGACUUGGAGCCUUGCGCAAUGAGGUUUUACCAGCUUUUAAGGCUUCUUCAACUGUACAACAACCUUCUGAAGAACCAGAGAUGAUAACACAACGACUCCAAGAGGUAGAAGCAGAACUAAAACAAAACCGUGAAGAGAAACUGGAAUUUCAGAGAAGAUUUGAAUCCAUGGAGAAAAUUGUUCAGUCUUUGGCAAGUCACAAUGCUUAG